Molecule: messenger RNA, 225 nt
Organism: Ilex paraguariensis (yerba mate)
Lineage: Eukaryota; Viridiplantae; Streptophyta; Magnoliopsida; Aquifoliales; Aquifoliaceae
Source: the annotation of a GenBank genome assembly
AUGCUCCCCAACUAUGCCUUUAGUUUUGAAACACCCACUCAACUUCCCAUUCUCACUCUGGAGUUGGCUAUAACUUCUGAUGAGGCUUUGAGCUUGGAUGAGUUACCCAAGCAUGUUGUCAUACUUGGUGGAGGGUACAUUGCUGUUGAGUUUGCUUCUAUAUGGCGUGGAAUGGGUGCCACAGUGGAUCUAUGCUUCAGAAAGGAACUUCCAUUGAGGUUAUAA